CUGAUAUGGUGGUGCAUGGACGAGCCGAUAACGACUGUCCACAAAGAAGGGAGGGCAAAAUCUCAAAACAUAGAGGACACUUACGGGGCUCUAGUAGACGACGAUGUACAAAACGACGAAUACGGUGAUUACGAAGAUUCUGAAGAUGGACAAGGGCCUCCUGAUGAAACGAAUGACACUCUGAGACCUGUAGAAGAGGAAACGGUGGAAUUUCUGACGCAGGCUCAAGUGGUGAUUGCGAAAAUUGGAGAUGUUGUACGGUUACCGUGCGAUGUUUCAAACCCAGACGUUGUCAUUGUUUGGCAAAAAGACGGAUCACUCAUCUUCCAAGGUCAUAUAGCGGUCAGCAGGUCGACCAAUCUCAUGGAGUUUCCCAAUAACACUUUGGAAGUGAACGUGACAUCGAGCAACGAUUUUGGAAAUUACGCCUGCAUUCUUAUUACUUCAAACGAAGACGAUAAGAGGCCACAACUUCUUCACAAAAUUGUACCUUUAACACCGCCACAAAUUAUGGCAAUCAUUCCUUCAAAUAACAGGACAGAGUAUCAACUCGGAGAAACGCUGAAUCUGACAUGCAAGGCGACUGGUUAUCCUAAACCUGACAUUUCAUGGCAUCUGGGCAACGAGAGACUCGACAUACACGGGGAGACGCUUACAAUACCUGACCUGAAAGUGGAGAAUGGAGGAAUUUACAGGUGUUUGGCCGAUAACAAAGUUACAAAACCCAGCCAUCAUCAUAUUGAGAUACACGUUGAACAUGCGCCUAUCGUCAAAACCGAAAAAUACAUAGUCACUUCUGAUAAAGGAGAAGAAGCGGAACUAACCUGCACAGUAGACGCAUACCCCGCUGCCCACAUCGUUUGGAAAAGAAAUGGCGAAAACCUAGUAACAAAUUCCCAGUAUGCCGUCAAACUGGUCAGACGAGAGUUGGUGCACGAGAGCAUCUUAACCAUCCGCAACUUGAAUGACGAUUCUUUCGGAACGUACACUUGCCUUGCGAAAAAUAGUAAAGGAAAGCAGGAGAAGAAAGUCAGUUUGGUGAGGACACCGGCCGUUCGAGAGUUUGUGAAGCCCGAAAAAGACAACAAGGACGUUGUUUUGACGUGGAGGGUGGAGUCCAAGACUCCGAUCUCGAUGCACGAGAUACAGUACAGGAAAAAGGGGGAAGCAAAAUGGAGCACUGCGAAACCAGAAGUCAGUAAUCACGUUAACAAUAUCUACUUGGUAACAUACACCCUUAAAGACUUGGAAGCUGGCAACUACGAAACGAGGAUGCGAUCGAAAAAUAACCAUGGAUGGUCAGAAUUCUCAGACAUCAUGCCCUUCGAGGGAGUUUUGGCUAAACAUGGUUCAUCUCAUAAACCUCACCACAAAAAACACCACAAAGAGAAAGAACAAAAAGAAAAACACUUAGCUUCAACACCAGAGGCCAUUCCCGCACAGCAUCAAGAGAUCAAACAUAACGAAGCACCCGUAGGAGCAUCUCAACAUGGUGGUUGUGGUUCAACGACGUCAUCCGCUACUGUCUCAUGUAUAGCGUUACUCUUCCUAUUUUUCAUCCGACAGUGAGGUUGUUUGCGAAAGAAUGUACAAGUGAAUAUCUUCCACGCACUGGGUAACUUAAAACAAGAAAAACCAAAGUAUUUUAACUCGUUUAGAUUAAGUAAAUUAUGAACUUUAUUUUCUAAACAGCUAUUUUUUAUUUUCAUUAUACACCUCCCCCCUUUGUAAAUAAUGAGUCCUUAGAUUUUGUUCAUUUAACGAUUCUCUUCUGUUAUCAUGGAAAUCUGAGUGUAUUAAAAACUAGUAGCAACACUAAAGGUGCUAUAGUUUUUAGUGAGUCGGAUCUGUGAUUUAGUUGUUAAAAGUGACAAAGCAUGAUAAACUUUGAAGUAUAUUGUGAAUGUAAGCUAAUUUUUUGAUUCUCAUCAAUCGGGACAAUCUGAUGCCAUAUAUAUUUUCUUAAGUUAUUGAGCGAUGUAUGUAGCGAAUCAAGGAAUUGGCAGUUUGAUAAAUCUAAUUUAAAUAACUCUAAGUUACCUGUAAUAUUUUAUAUAGAAAGCUUUUUAUAUUUGUAGAAUUGGUCAGUAUUCAUUUUUUUGGUUUUAUGAAAUUCUGUCAAAAUUUUGUAGUUAAUUAUCUAGUCCGGCCUUAAUUUUGGUUUAUGCUCAAAUAGCAUUUUCUAUACACAAUAAUUCCGUUUGCUUUGAGUCCAUAUAUAUUUUUCGUACGACAAAAAUGGACAUUCAGACAAUUCAUCUAGUCUAGUCCAUGAUAGUAAUAGAUAUUUCCAACAACAAACUUUGAAAUGGGGUUUCUUAAUCAUGAAAAGUUGAAUAAAAUAAAUUCAUCAACUAUGGAUGAGAUGGAAAAUUAUAAGAGAAAAAGUCAAAAUUUUAUGGGUCGUACAAAAAUGAGGAGUAUCGCUAGGAGCCGUUCUUGAUACAUUAUAUAUGUGGCUUGUUGAGACGGCAAAUAUGUUCCAGAUUUAUUUUCACUGUAGCUAUUUAGGUAUAACUGUAAAUAUUAUUUUCGUUUAAUUUCGUGUGAUGUGACGUAUUUAUACUAUAUAAUUUCAUACUUUAAUACCACAAAUGCCUAACCACGUUCCCUUGUUUUCUCCAAACCUAAAUCAAAUAAUUUAGAUUCUUCAUAUUUGAUUAGAUUUGUGCUUCAUUUUGGUUCUAUUGACAGGGAACUUACAAAAAUGCCUUAUUCGAAAUCAUAAGAUACGAGAAACGAAUUAUCAACAUUUUCAAAUCAAAAUCUUUAAAAAUGAUUGUUGCUUGGCCCAAUAUAUAAUUUGGAAAGAAUUCUCAGACAAUUUCAUAUCUCCACCUAACGACCAAUUUUCAACAUUUCACAGUUAUUAUACAAUCUCUAGUGACAUAUCUAUUUUCUCAAUGAAAUUGAGAUGAAAAUUCUUUCAUUAUUGUAUUACUUGUAUAUGUAUGUAUAAAGAAAAUACAAAAAUUAUUCCAA
This is a messenger RNA of Leptinotarsa decemlineata (Colorado potato beetle), 2982 nucleotides long. Its product is annotated as protein amalgam. Gene Ontology annotation, biological process: synapse organization; homophilic cell-cell adhesion. Gene Ontology annotation, cellular component: neuronal cell body; axon; plasma membrane. Gene Ontology annotation, molecular function: axon guidance receptor activity; protein binding. NCBI's taxonomy places the organism in Eukaryota, Metazoa, Arthropoda, Insecta, Coleoptera, Chrysomelidae. The record is from RefSeq and is a predicted model, not a curated record.